AUGUGGAAAUUGAUUGGGAACGCAGUUGGCACAAAAAAACUACCAAAGCCGAACGCCAGCUGCUUGUGCUCGAGGCUGCUGCCGCUUCUCAAUCUCCAAAAGUGGAGACCUGUCCAUAGUUCAUUUUGGUUCAACUUCUCGAGUUUCUUCGGGAUGGAUGUGUGGGUAUUGUUCAUGACCCUAGCGCUUCUUUGCGGUUCGCUCCACUUGCGACUCACCCAGAGCGAUUGGGUGACGUUGCGUCGAUGGAUUGCAUCUGUCAUAGAGCCUGAGGUGCUGGAUGCGCUGAAGGAAGCGCGUGUGAAGGAGGAGAUGGUGAAGCUUCGCCAAAGGCAUUGCAGGUUGCUCAAUCGCUGCUUCUCUCACAUUGUAUUUGUGACCAGUCUUGGCUUGCUUCACCAAGCUCUCACGGCACCUGGGCUCGACACAAUUACUUGGGCCAGUGUCGCAGUCAUCUCUUAUUUUCCAUUGGCGAUCGUCGGGGAGGACUCGUUGAGUGUGACUCCCACGCAACUCAAACUGAUCACCUGGUUCAUGCACUUUCUGCAGCUGCCGCUCAUUCUAACUUCCGGAGCCUCUGGAAGCCCUUUUGCUUUCGCGGUGAGGCAAGGCCUGGUGACGGUAAGCAGCUUUUCCUUGGGCAUUCUUUUUCUAGAUCCUUGGGUCUCCAUUCCUUUUCAGCUGGUGCAUUCUGCUGCAGAAUUUGCAGUUCAUCUUUCUUAUUUUGAGAUGCACCGUGUGCACAUGGGGCUACUACUAAUUGCCCAAUUCUUCACCUUCGCAAUCCACAUCGCAUGCAUGGCAUUCAUUGACGUUGUGUUGCGACAGCGCAUCAAUGCCCAAUUGGAAACUGCUGACGCGGAGUCCUUGGUAUCCAGUUUCCGAAGGAUGCUGCGAGGUGUUUGUGAUGGCGAGGUGCUUCUAGAUGGCCAGAUGAAUGUGGCACAGGAGAGUGAAGGUUUGAGGCAUUUGAUUCUCACCACAGUGAACUUGAAGGGCAGGUCAUUUGAGCGAUUGCUGAUUGAUGAGGAAUGCACUCGUUUCACCAGGUUCAUCCAAUCAUCCACUGAGGCAUUUCUCACACCGAAGCCGGCGGUACCACCCGGUUGCUUGCGGACUUCUUUGCGAGGAUCUGCUGGUAUCAGGGUUGCUGCGGAUGUUUUUCAUGUGCCCAUUCCAGGUCUUUUUGGGGCUGCGGAGCCAUAUCAUCUCCUGGCUUUCAAAGAGGACACGGAGUCUCGAGCUCAUCCAGAAGCAAAUGAAGAUUCAGUUCCUGCCGAACUUUUGAGCAGACAGCCGCGUCAAGCUCAUCGGCCGGGUUCUAGGCCUGGCUCCACUUCGAUGCUUUCUGGAAGCACAGGCAAAAGUUCAUUUCAAGGAUUUUCCGAGCUGAAGGAGAUGACGUUACUGGUGGAUGCGGGAACAGAUCUUCAGGAUGUGGAGCAGGCACACUUGAGGUUCAUUCGCCAGGAAGUCUCGGAUGCUUCUUCAGCCUUGCAUUCUGGCAUGCCCAGCUUGCGCAGGUUGGUCAAACCUUUGAUGUGGGAGAAGUUCCAGCGCAGAGUGGUGAGAUUCGCGGAGAGGUCUUCGCGUGAUCCAUUGACUCCACCCAAAGGCCUGGAGGGGCUCACGCUGCAGUGGCCCGGUCAAGAUGGGUGGUUGGUGGCAGACGAUGCCUUCUUGAAGCCCUUUCCCGGUGCAUCGAAUGAGCGGAAGGUUUGGCUGCACUUGCAGGGUCUCCAUCCAGAGAAGCAACACCUGCGCGCAGAGCCGGUCUUGCACGGCAUUCCAGAAAGACAAACAGCGGGCCCUAGAAAACCGCAGCCACUGACGUGA
Molecule: messenger RNA, 1836 nt
Organism: Durusdinium trenchii
Lineage: Eukaryota; Dinophyceae; Suessiales; Symbiodiniaceae
Source: the annotation of a GenBank genome assembly